Molecule: messenger RNA, 1701 nt
Organism: Histoplasma mississippiense
Lineage: Eukaryota; Fungi; Ascomycota; Eurotiomycetes; Onygenales; Ajellomycetaceae
Exons: 1
Coding region: 1-1701 (566 amino acids)
Biological process (GO): maturation of SSU-rRNA
Cellular component (GO): preribosome, small subunit precursor; cytosol
Molecular function (GO): ATP binding; protein serine/threonine kinase activity
Source: RefSeq, a predicted model, not a curated record
AUGUCUGCAAAUUCGAUGGUGACGGUGCCUGGUGCGAAGGACCUUCCAGUUUCUUUGGAUCCAACAGAAGAACAAACCCCGCCACAACCGGGUGUGGAAGACAAAGAGGAUGAGGAAUACUAUGAUGAUAUUUUUGCAGAUGAAGACCUUGAUGAAAACGAAUUCAUGUCCUCCAAUCCAGCGGACUUUACAAAAUCCUACAAUAGACAACGCCGGCUAAAAGAAGUCGCUGCGGAUCCAAACGCUCCUAAAUCAAAAUACCCCAAAAGCAACCCCCAGAAACCCACAAUUAAUACGCAGGCGAAUGUCGACGACCAGAUUUCUUCUCUCUCGCGACAUGCCGCAAAACUACGGCUAGAUGACCUUCAGUCAGGCCUGGGGGGAAAGGGCGAUAGAGGGGCAGAUAAAAGUGACCGCGCAACAUCAGAGCAGGUGUUGGACCCUAGAACCCGUAUGAUCUUGCUGCAGAUGAUCAACAGGAAUGUGGUGUCCGAGGUCAACGGGUGUCUUUCUACUGGUAAAGAGGCUAAUGUUUACCACGCCGUGUCCUACCCAGAUGACGAUGGUGAGCCACUCCAACGCGCUAUCAAGGUCUAUAAAACUAGCAUAUUAGUUUUCAAGGACCGUGACAAGUAUGUCAGUGGGGAAUUUAGAUUCAGGCAGGGCUACAACAAGUCCAACAACAGAGCAAUGGUCAAAGUGUGGGCGGAAAAGGAGAUGCGAAAUCUAAAGCGCCUUUACGCCGUAGGCAUACCAUGUCCUGAACCCCUCUAUCUCCGACUUCACGUUUUAGUCAUGGGGUUUCUCGGAAACUCUAAGGGAUUUGCGGCUCCGCGAUUAAAGGAUGUGGACCUUACCGGACCGGAUCCCGAGGAACAGUGGAGAGCUCUCUACAUCGAGCUUCUCGGCCAUAUGCGCACAAUGUAUCAGGAGUGCCGAUUAGUACACGCAGAUCUAAGCGAGUACAAUAUCCUCUAUCAUGAAAAUAAGCUCUACAUCAUUGACGUCAGCCAGAGCGUUGAACACGACCACCCCCGCAGCUUGGAGUUCCUCCGUAUGGACAUCAAGAACGUCACGGAUUUCUUCCAACGAAAGGGAGUUCACACCCUUUCGGAGAUGGCUGCAUUCGAAUUUAUUACGGCUAAUGAUGGACCAAAAGCUUCCCCAGGCUCCAGAAAUAUGUCAGAAGUAUUGGAAAAAUUGUUUGUGACUCGAGCACAGAUGGAAAACGAGGGACAUGCUGAUGCUGAUACCAGUGCGGAAGUUGAAGUCGACACAGCUGUUUUCCGCCAACAAUUUAUUCCCCAGACGCUUGAGCAGGUAUAUGACGUGGAGCGUGAUGUGGAGAAACUUCGUAAGGGACAGGGUCAGGACCUAGUAUAUCGUGAACUGCUGGCAAACAAAGGCGGCACCACGACUACAACCCGGCACUCACUGGUUGCUGCGAAUGACGAAGCGGAAGAAGAAAGAUCAGACGAAUCUGGAGGCGUUUCUAUAUCGGGUGAUGGGUCCGAGUCUGACUCUCAGGCUGAAGACACGGAUCCGUUUACGAAAAAAGCUCCUAGGGGAAAGCGGUUCGAGGAUAAGGACGCGAAGCGGGACCAUAAACGACUUGUGAAAGAGGAGAAGCGCGAACAGCGAACCAAGAAGAUUCCGAAGCAUAUUAAGAAGAAGCUUGUCAAUGCAUCGAAGAGGAAAUGA